This is a messenger RNA of Cuscuta epithymum, 2252 nucleotides long. The record is from the annotation of a GenBank genome assembly. Lineage: Eukaryota; Viridiplantae; Streptophyta; Magnoliopsida; Solanales; Convolvulaceae.
CGCGCGCCAUGCGCCAUGAGGCGCAGUUUUAACCCCUGCGCUACGGAAAAGAGCUGUGGCGAGGCAAAUACACAUGGCGGCGCCAUUCUUGCGCCUUCGCCAUACCUGCGCCUUCGCCAUGGCGAUGCGACUGCCUUUUCUAAAAAAAGGCCGCGUCUUUGAGCUGUAAGUUGUGGCCUUUUGGCCCAUAAUUAUCUGCGACCCAUUAUAACCAUAAAACUGUAACAAAAACUUACUAUUUUUAGCCCAUAUUACUAACUACAACCCUAAAGUCAAUAAACACAACAAAGUCAAUAUCCGGAAGUUAAAGCUGCUCUGCGCAAGAAAGGGUAUGCGACAAACUACAGAAAGGCAAACGACAGAAAAGCUGCUCUACACAUGACUCUCAUUGACUUCUUCCAACUACACAAGAGGUAACCGAAGAGGCAGAGCCACAAAGGAUGUCUGUUGCCUUUGCUAAGGAGUUCUGUGAGAAAGUAAAAGAAAAAAACAACAAUGAAUUGCGCUGCACGUACUGCGGGCACGUGACUAAAGGUGGAAUUACAAGGUUUAAACAACACUUGACUGGGAAGCACCGCAACACAAAACAGUGUGAACUCAUUCCCGCUGAUAAGAGGGCUGAACUACAGGCGCUAGUCUUGAAAGAAUCUGCUGCUAACUCAGAAAAAAAUGUGUGUGAACAAACGUUUCGAAGUACAUACACAGUACAGCAGUCUGGUGGGUCAAGUGCCAAUAGGGUGAAUGGAGAUGAUGACGUUGAGAUAACUGGUUCUCAGUCAAAUGCAGAGGGAGGUGGUGUGUCUGGGCCUAUGGAUAAGUUCGUAUAUCCAACAAAAAAACGUAAGGAGGCAUUGACACAAUCAACAAUCCCAUCACACUUGAAGAAAAAAGAGAGGGAUGAAUAUGCUCAAAGCCUUUGUUUGUGGUUUUACAGGAACAACAUCUCCUUUAAUGUGGUUCAUGACCCUUUGCUGAAAGAAACACUAGAAAAGAUUGGCAGGUUUGGAGCCGGGUUUAAAGCACCAACGUAUCAUGAAGUGAGGGAGACGUUCUUGCGAAAAGAGGUAGCCAAAACAGAUCUGGUGGUCAGUGAGCACAAAAACUUCUGGGAAUUAGAUGGCUGCACUAUUAUGUCAGAUGGGUGGCAGGAUAAAAGGCACAGAACUCUAGUGAACUUGUGCGUGAAUUCUAGCAAGGGGACAGUGUUCAUGAAAGCCGUAGAUGCUUCAUCUUACAAGAAGACCGGGGAAGCACUUUUCAAGCUCUUUGAUGAGUGGAUUAAAGAAAUAGGUCCUCAAAGUGUGAUACAAGUUGUGACCGACAAUGCUAAAAAUUAUGGAUUAGCGAAGAGGAAAAUAGAACAAAGAUAUCCACAUAUCUUCACAACGGGAUGUGCAACUCACUGUCUUGACCUUGUUCUAGAAGACUUUUCAAAGAAGAUGCCGAUAGUUAGAAGAACUGUGAAGACGGCACAAGGGAUUACUACCUACAUCUAUAGCCAUACCCUUGUUCACGACUUGAUGAAGGAAUUUACCAAGGGGAGAGAGCUAGUUAGACCUGCUGCCACCCGCUUUGCCACUAACUUUCUGACUCUUCAAAGUCUUCUCACGCAGAAACACGCAUUGAGGCAAAUGUUUGCUUCACCGAAAUGGUAUGAAAGUGAGUUUGCAAAAACUACGGAAGGUAAAUCUUGUUUUGAGUCGAUUUAUCGUCAAAGCUUUUGGAGAAGUGUUGCCUAUGUUAUGAAGAUUUCUUUGCCCGUAGUGAAGGUAUUGAGAAUUACUGAUGGAGAGGUGCCUCCAAUGGGCUUUAUUUAUGAGGCUAUGGAGAGAGCGAAAUUGGGAAUAAAAAACACAUUGGGAGGUAAAGAAGAGAAAUACAUGCCUCUUUGGAAGAUAAUAGAUAAACGUUGGAAUGAGAACCUGCAUUCUCCAUUACAUGCAGCGGGGUAUUAUCUCAAUCCUCAAUUCUUCUACCCUAAUUCACGGCGAAUCCUCGGAAAUGAAGAAGUAUGUGAUGGCUUUAUAAAGUGUGUGGAGAAGAUGUUGCCCACUAGCAUUGGAGAGAGUGUAGAGUUCUCAACUGAGAUAUCAAACUAUACAAAUGCUAGAGGAAGUUUCCGAACUAAUAUGGCAAUGAACAAUAGGGACAAACAACCACCGGUUGACUGGUGGCUUGCAAAUGGCUCCUCGUCUCCCACUUUGCAACAUCUUGCUGUUCGGAUCCUUAGUUUAACUUGUAGUGCUUCUGGA